Medioppia subpectinata is the source of this 807-nucleotide messenger RNA. NCBI's taxonomy places the organism in Eukaryota, Metazoa, Arthropoda, Arachnida, Sarcoptiformes, Oppiidae. The record is from the annotation of a GenBank genome assembly.
AUGUUACAAAAAAACGUGUGCGAAUUGUCAUCAAACCAGUUGUCAGGAGUUGUUCCCCAUUUGAUGACAGACUCCGGAGACGGCAGUAAUGAUGAGACCGAUGGACAGCAUAUGAUUGGCGACGAGAAUCUGAGUCAAACGCAAAACGUGAAAAUAGUUAAGGUUGUGCCGCUACCGCACGCGCGGUCAGAGGUCUGGUCGUACUUCGGGUUCAUAGCGGACGACGACGGAGAGAUUCAGGACAAGAAGAAAGCCAUUUGUAAGAUCUGUGCGUCAACUCUGGCCUAUUCGGGGAACACAACCAAUUUGUUUACACACCUGAAGGCUAUGCAUCCGGAGGCACAGCCGCAGAAGUUGGCGCCGACUAAUAGGACGCCCAGAACUGGCAAGAAGUUCGGCAAACGAAAGGCCGAUGUAUUGGACUCGCCGUCGGGUCCGUUGAUAGUGCGGGCCAUCACUUACUCGUCACAUAACGACCAUAUGUUCGAUGAGGACCCACAGAACGGCGCUCUCCUCAACUCAAAGCCACACAAAUCGCAUCAAAACGCAUACAACUCGGCGUCUAAUGUGUCGGACACUCACAACAACGUGAUCACAACGGAUGAUAUUACGAACGCAAUCGUCAAUUGGUUGGUCAAAGACUGUCGACCCAUAUGUGUGGUCGAAGGGAAGGGCUUUCAAGAGCUAUUGCGUCAGUUGGCGCCCGGAUAUGUAGUGCCCGACACUCGACGACUCACUACAGCCGUGAAGAAGAAGUACGACGAAGUGAGACGUGAUCUCAUCUUAAGGGCGAUGCAGGACGAGUAG